AUGCAUUCGCCGUUAAGGGAUGUGGUGGUCCAUUCUUGGAAGGUGGUGACUCAGGUCUUUGAUGACAAGAAUAACCAGAAACAGGUGUUUGCCUAUGGGGUUAAUUGCGAAGUGGAUGAGCUUCUCUUACCAGAACACUACGAGUCAUCGAGUUCUUGCUGUUUUGAUGAAGACGAAUCUUACUCUGAACAAGAAAUCGAGGAUGAGAAUGAAACUACGUCUGAGAGUUCUGAGGCUGAAUGUAAGGAUGAAAAAAGUGAAUGUAGAGAUGGAUG
Molecule: messenger RNA, 275 nt
Organism: Paramuricea clavata
Lineage: Eukaryota; Metazoa; Cnidaria; Anthozoa; Malacalcyonacea; Plexauridae
Source: the annotation of a GenBank genome assembly